Messenger RNA from Andrographis paniculata, 2442 nucleotides. RefSeq lists its product as uncharacterized. Lineage: Eukaryota; Viridiplantae; Streptophyta; Magnoliopsida; Lamiales; Acanthaceae. The coding region runs from base 1432 to 1824 and encodes 130 amino acids. The transcript is spliced from 3 exons. The record is from RefSeq and is a predicted model, not a curated record.
GCUUUCAUAAUUGAAAUAUUCUCACCCAAGAUUCAUCUGCACUCCAAAUCUUCUAAUCACUUUCAAAUCUAAUUUUCCUUUCCACUAGACAUUUCCAAGAAAACAAUGCUCAACGCCUCUGAUAGUCCACCUCUAACCCCGAAAAUAGUUUCGAGCUUUGGGUAUUCUCUGGUAGCAAUUUCUAAUGGAUUUUUUCUUCUUCAGCCCUCUCUCGAUCUUGAAAAAACUUUACCGACACCGCCCAACACCUUUGCUGAUUCGAAAUGCGAUGUACUUCGUCUCUCUUGUUCAUGGUUAAACCCUAAUCUUUUUCCCAAUUCUCUCAUUCAAUUGCUGCAAAUAGAUACCGUUUACCACCCAUGGGUGGAAAGGAUGUUGAAAGCUCGCGAAAAGGAAUGUCACGCUUCCGGUAUCUAUGAUAUAGUAAGAAUUUCACUCCUUCUUCCUCCUUGCUCAGUAGACAUGUUAGCAAGCUUGAUUGGGUUUUGGAAUAGUGAGAUUAGCAUUUUUCUCUUCCUGUGUGGUCCAAUGUCUCCUUCAUUGUUGGAUGUUGCCGUGAUCUUAGGACUGCUUGUAGAUGGUCGCGAGCUACCCUUGGCGUCCUUAGAUUAUCCUAGUCCAUGGGAAUUUGAUUUUACAGGAGGUAGUGGCAAUAUGAAAACUUAAGUGACCAGGAAUCAAAAGAAGGGCAAAGUGAAACGCGAAGAAAAGAUGGCCUUCUUAAUGUAAUGAUACUCUCUCAUUUUUAUCUGCACCACGGCUAAAGGCGUAGCCCGAAAAUGCGAAGCUUUAAUGAAAGCACUAAUAUCGGGUCAACGCUUCACCCUUGCUUCCACAUUCCUAUCUCAUUUAUACCUUUGAUUGAAUCAAUUAUUGGACCAGUGUGCAACAGGAAAACCGCCUUCAACUUCAUCCAGUCCUUUAUGAUUUCUCUCAUUGUGGUUACUUUUGUAUUUCCCUGACCUUUAUAGUGACUCCACUCCCACUCCUUGAUUCCAACCUAACCGCCUAUAUGGCUACUCUCUAAUCCAAACCACACUUCCCCGCAAAAAUGCCUUUGAGAUAGUCAACUCUCUCUUAGCCCAAUCAAAUCGCCCUAGCUCUUUUCUAUGCCCUCUAUCUGAUCGAAUUUGCGGACCAUCAUGGUUCACCGGAAACUUGAAAAAGGCUCCAAACUCAGCCUCUCUUUCAAAUACAUCUUGGUUUAGCGUAUUGACAACCCGCCCCUUAGCUAACGGUCUCCGUGUGAAAUCUCAUUCCUAUCGCAUCAAGCUUGAAUCAUAUCUACCUCAGUAAUGUGCACGACAACUUUGUUUGACUCAAAGUAUUCCAAUUCCCUCUCUCUUCAUUGGUCUUCCACUCUCGCCAUGUGUAUGGGAUGAUGGGUUGACAGAAGCAGAUAUUCUCCUUUGUGAAGAAAUCGGGUCUUGUAUGCACACUUUCGAGAACAUUAGUUUCGAUAUGUCACCCAAGGAAACUGCUCAUUUCAAAGAUUGGUGGACUCAUAUGUGGAGCUUAGCCUUUCCCGAAUUAGUUCAUACCUAUUUGGGAUGGCUGAUCGAUGUUCAAUCCGAGUCCGAAAGUUCAACCCGAUUGUAUAACGAUACACGAUCCCCUGCUCCUUUAUCUCCAGCUUUGGUGGCUAACCUUUCUGAUUUGCCUUCUCGCCAAAUAAUUUGGCGAUCAACACGCCAAACAAAACUUCCAGCUCCACCAUCGUCUGGGGAAAAGACAAAACGUAGCACUAACCAUUUUUUCUCAAUCAAAGACCAUUUCCAAGAAACCCAAAGGAACGCCACCUCAGGCUGCUUACAGUUCUUUUGAUCCUAUUCCGGCUGCUCCCCAAACUAUUCCAGCAAUUAUUCCGGCUGAAACAGUAGUCAAGGAAUACUUCCAGUCUACCACCCAAAAAGGACCUACUCCACACCUUUCAACACUGAGCUGCUUCAGAACCAAUCUUUCUUCCAUGCAACACCAUCUUCAAGAAUUCUCUUCUAGCCUCGAAGCUCUAACUUCAAUCUGUUUGGCCCUAAGUGAUAUUGCCAAACUUGCUCCUACACAGGCAUCCCAAAUUUUAGCGCUUGCAUCUCAAAUAUGGGAAAUGGGACAACGACGCCAACUCCUCCAGGAUCUAAGGAAAAAAAUCAAAGAUGCUCUAGCUCGAUUAUCUACCCUGCGAGGUAACAAACAAGCUAUCUUCCAGAACUUCGAAAAGGUAGAAAAGUAUAUUUCAGCCAAAAAAAUUCAAUUAGCUUCUUUUCAACAUAAGGAAAUGGUAAUACAAGAUGAAUUAUUGCGGGUGCAAACUCGCCUAGCAUAAUUGAAGCCGGCAAAUGAAGGAUUAACUCAUGAACUAUCAGUACAACGAGAACACCAACAUGAACUUUACCUCCAAUCUGUCAAGCUUGAUCUUAAAAUUGACGAAUUAGAAGCACAAGAAUC